Molecule: messenger RNA, 2091 nt
Organism: Cyphomyrmex costatus
Lineage: Eukaryota; Metazoa; Arthropoda; Insecta; Hymenoptera; Formicidae
Product: synaptic vesicle glycoprotein 2B
Exons: 12
Coding region: 244-1845 (533 amino acids)
Biological process (GO): transmembrane transport
Cellular component (GO): membrane
Molecular function (GO): transmembrane transporter activity
Source: RefSeq, a predicted model, not a curated record
AUCAUACUACAUGUGCAGCUGAAGACGAAUACUUAAAGAACAUCCUUCUCAGGGUGCACACACAACGGCUGCAGAGAGCGAAGAAUAAGAAUUAUCGGUGGUGGUUUGACAUCAUCGAAAAUUCAAUUUACUGCGUUCCAAAUCCAAUUUACUGCGUUCCACUGUGUAUCUAACAUUCUUUUUCCACAAACGUUUCACGAGAGAAAAAAUCGUCCGACGCCGAUAAACAAAGUCGAUAUUCUAAUGACACCUAAAGGUGAGGAAAUAAAGUCUGAGAUUUCAAGUCCCGCAGACUUCGAACGAGCAAUUAUAGCAACAGGAUAUGGAAAAUUUAAUUAUUUGCUAUUACUGGCGGUGCUACCGGCUAGUUUCUCCAGUAUCUUUUCAUCGUCAGCAAUGUCCUACGUGUUACCAUCAGCCGAAUGUGAUCUUCAAUUAACGAUGUUCGACAAGGGGCUGUUGAAUUCGAUGGCAUUUGCAGGAAUGAUUAUUACGGCAUUCUUCUGGGGUUGUGUUACUGACAUGUUCGGUCGUAAGAAAAUAAUGUUCUACGGUUACCUGCUUACUGGUCUACUAAGUGUGGCGACGUGUUUUUCACAUAGAUCUUGGCAUUUAAUAACGUUCAAAUUUUUUGACGGUAUGAUCAUAUCCGGUCCAUAUGCGGCACUUAUGUCAUAUUUAGCGGAAAUACACAACGAAGUACAUCGAUCAAGAUCGUACAUGUGGCUUGGCGUGUUCUUCUCGCUUGGAAACAUUUCUUUGCCAUGUAUAGCAUGGCUUAUAAUACCUCAAAAGUGGUACAUCACAUUUUUAAAUGAUACAUUGGAGAUAGCUUCCUGGAGAAUGUUCUUAGUCAUUUGUUCGCUGCCCGAAUUUUUAGCAUGCAUAGCUCUUUUUGCUUUUCCAGAGAGUCCGCGUUUCCUUAUUUUAAAAGGUCGACAUGACGAGGCAUUGAAUGUCUUCAAAAAAAUUUACUCACUCAAUACUGGCAAGGAUCCUAAUACAUAUCCGAUAAAAAGUUUAGAGGAUGAAUAUUCCAUUGAAUCAUGCGGAGAACGUAUACAGGACAAGCUGAAGAAUUGUUACAAACUGAUAAAGCCACUCUUCUUACGACCCAAUGUCUUUAGAUUGAUACUCAUAUCAAUGAUACAGCUUGGAGCAACAAUAGGGUCGAAUUCGCUCCGACUUUGGAUGCCCCAGCUGUUUGCAAUGAUUGAGAAUUACAAAAGUACUGUCAUGAAGAAGAACAAUAAUCACAUGUCAGGUUUACAGCCUUCAUUUUGUUAUAUGUUAACUCAGGAAAAGUCAUAUCUUAAUUCCACGCAUUAUGCCAACAAUAUAAUAAGCAAUUCUACGGCUGUAUGCGUUCCGGCGGAGUUGAAUUCCAGAGUCUUUAUCAAUUCCAUUGUCAUCGCCAUAACAGGUGUUAUCGGUUAUACUGUAGCUGGUUCUCUGAUAACUGUGAUUGGAAAGAGGAAGUUAAUGGCAAUUUGCUUCAUUAUCGCUGCUAUUUGUUGCGGUUCAUUGUACUGGGCAGAAAAUACUAAUGGUAUUCUCGGAUUGUCUUCGGUAUUUGUUGCCAUGACGAGUAUAGGUGGUGCAACUGUUGUUAACAUUAUUGUUGAUAAUUUUCCUACAUAUCUAAGAACCAUGGCGGUUAGUAUAACCAUGAUGAUGGGAAGAAUUGGCGCAGUAAUCGGUAAUCUAUUGUUUCCGGUUUUACUCAAUCUAUUCUGUUUAGGACCGUUUGUUAUGAUCGGUUUAGCCUCUUUAGUAUCUGCACUUCUGGUUGCUAUUCUACCCCGAAAAACAACGCAAGAUGACAAACCGAAAGAUAUUGUUUAAUCUUUCUGGUUACAUACAACGUUGAUUUCUUUAUUUGCUUUAUUAUUUGUCGAAAAGUCAACAUGUAAAUAUAUUUCCGCACAAUUUAAUAAUUGUCGUCGUUCUUUUAUAUCCGCGCUAUAUCUUCCAUAUUAUGUAAAUAUAUACAUACAUACUACUCAUCUAAUAAAUAAGGCCUAUAUACUCCCACCUAUUGUGUUCUAUAUAUGUGUACAUAAUAUAAACGAUCAUGCGAUCAUACAAUAU